AGGUAUGGCGGCCGAGUCAAUCUGGAAAGUUAGACCCGCCGCCCGAAAAUUCGAAACCGACCCGGAUUUGGUAAUUCCGGCCGUUCAACACCCGUUAGAAGACGCAGAAACUAAAAAUAAAAUAGCUGCGUUUUGGACAAAAUGGGAAAGCAAAAAACUAGAAUCGAAGAAAUCGGAAGAAAAAGGAAAAGAAACGUAUGAUUUUGAAGAUCCUCUUGGCGCUACAUUUGGAGCUGCAGACGGCGAGGAAACUGUUGAUCGAGACAUAUUACAGCAAAGUACGAAAUCAAUUCGUAGUUUUUCAUUGGAUAACACUCUUGAAAACAAACGAUCCGAUCACUCGAGUUUCAACAUAGAAUUGCCCGAAUUUCAAGCGUGGAGAGAGAAACGAGCUCAAAUUGCUCUGGUUGCAAAACCAAAAGAAUUUGGAAUGUCACAAAUUGAUGUUCUACGAGCUCGCCUGAAAUCACUUUCCGAUGAGAAGAAUUUGAAAAAUGUGAAGAAAGCUGGAGAUGUAUCGCAGAGAUUUUUAAUUCUCAGGGAAAAUCUAAUUACCGCAUGGGGAAGAGAAGAUCGAGUAGAAUCAUUUAAAAUUGUAAUUGAAUCGGCAAAUCUUCUACAGUCUAUACCUCCACAAUCGGAAGAAUAUCCAUAUUACUGGCUUCUUGCAAUUGAUGUUGUUGAUACAUUUGGAAAAUUACUCUACGAUCGAUUACUUGCAAAGUCAAACGAGGCUCGAAACAAAAACGGUCAAACCGAUCUUUCUGCGAAUUUCACCGUGGAGCAGGUACCGAAAAAUGUGAAGGAUAUGGCAAUGAAUUGGUUUCUGAAAUUAUCUGAAAUUAUAGAUAUUCCAAUUCGGUUUUAUAUUGAAUGCUCGAUGAUUGCGUGUCUGAAAUUUUUCGAUGCAGCAAAUCUAUCAAUAAAUUUGGAACGCCUCGCUAUAAUGUGCUCCCAAUUCAACGAUGAUCUCUCUUCAAUAUUUGCUCGAGUUCACAUAACCCGCUACAGUAUGCUCAUUGAUCCAUUAAAUCGUACUCCUCACUGGAGAGUUCUACAUGAUUGGAUGCAGGCACCGAAAGAUGUUAUGGAAGAGCUCCAUCGAAAGAAAACUUCACUCGCGGACGCCAGAAAAGAAGCAGUCUCAAUUCAAGGAGUUUCCUGGAUUGUUCAAUGUGUUGCUCACGGAGCUCACACUGUUGAUGAUCUUGUUCCACUUUUUGCAUACUGCCGAAAAACUUCUCCACUUGAUGAGAAAACGUUUAUUUUGGUGUCAGCUGUGAUAGAAGGAUUACCAUCGAAAUAUUUAUCCGUGCAUUCUGAACAAGUACUGGAUAUUAUUUUUGCAUUACAUGAAGAUUUUGAAGAACCGCUCACACGUCUCGGAAAACGAUAUCUCAAUAUGGCGCCGAUCGAGGAAAAUAGAAAAUUUGUGAAAAAGUCAGUAUGGAUGCGUGUAGCAGAUAUUUCGAAUUUUCAAACUUUUGUCGAUUGCUGUGCUGCAUGGACAUCUUAUAUUACAAAAUAUUACACCUUGAAGGAAGUCACAAAGAUUCUGGAAUUGGUUUUGGUUCGGCUCAGAAUUGAUGAUCAAACUAAGAAGCCAGAAAACACGGCUCUUCUCAUCAAUCUAAUUGCCGCCUUCCUGGAACAUAAUGCAAAUAAAUCUGAUUGUUUGGACAUUGUCACGUCAAAUAGUUUCAUCAAAAUAGUAGAUCUAAUCGGUUAUGAUAUUCAAUCAACAUCAGACUGUUCUCGACGAAUUUUGGAAAUUUUCUCUAAAACCUUCACACGCCACACGAUUUCCGAUAUAUCUGCCUGUCAAUUCAUUAUUGAGAAAUGUCGAACUUUGUGCAAAGCGUAUAGACUGGAAGAAUCAGAAGAAGUCAAAGCUGCGGAGCAACUUGUUUGCUCUUCACUUUCUCUGAUUGAUUUCCAAGCAUUUACAAAUUUGGAUCAAUGCAUUGAAUUAAUAGUCAGAUGUCGAGAAGACAUGGGAUUACGGCAGAAUAGUUUAAUUCACAUCAUUGAAACUUUGUUCAAUUUCACACAGUUCAUCCAUCGUACUCAAAAGUCUGGAAAGCGAAAAGCGGAUUUUAUGAGAGUGUGCAUCACAAAUCUAUCACUUACAAUCCCAGCUGUCCGAGAUCCGUCCCGACGCGUCAAGAUGACUGUGCAAAACAUUCAAAUGUGCCUUCUUGCCAAUUUUCUUCCUCAAAUGGAAAUGUCGAGUGUGCGUGUGAUAGAAUAUCUCGACGAAAUGAGCACAAACGGUCCUUCUGUGUGUGCUACAGUAUCCCCUCUCAUCAGUCAGUUCCUCGCAACACUCAGUUUCUGCCCAGAAGGAUUUAAUGAAGAAAUGCCGUCUCUUUCGCAUUUUUCGAAAAUACUUGCAAUUGUUGAAAGAAAUCACGAAGAAUGGUCAAAAGAGUAUAAAGGAGUUCCACUGGCAGAGAUUUAUAUCAAUAUGCUCCGUUACCUGUGUACAUGCCGAAAAGUUGAUCCACUUCGAGCAGAUAGCAGUCAAAAAUUGCAUUUCGGCGAUGAUGAUCAUUUAAUUCGAGUGGAUUGCAACAUUUCUGACGUCAUCACAAAACUAUUCUCACUCGCCAAUGACCCAACCAUUGCAGUAAUUACACUGGAAAAUGUUGUCAUGUUAUUUGAAAUUCAUGAAGAGAUGCGCUCCACGAUCCGAGGUCUUCUGAAACGAUCAGUAGGCUCGCCUGCUCAUUUGCAAAAACGCCUUGACGCAAUCAUUCAGGAUCUCCGGAAUGAAGCCAGUCACGAUGAAACUGUCCGAGAUAUUCUUCAGAGAUUAUCACUUUUAUAAUUUGUCAGUGCCUAUUAACUUAUUAUUGUCUAACUUAUUUUGUCUAAAAUUACGGGAAAAUAAAAAUAACAUCAGUUGUUAAUAUGUGAUAUUUUAAUUGUUUUAAAUAGCAGUUAACUAGUUAUAAAUAUUUAAAAAAAAAGUUCAAUUUUCUUAUA
Molecule: messenger RNA, 2988 nt
Organism: Caenorhabditis elegans
Lineage: Eukaryota; Metazoa; Nematoda; Chromadorea; Rhabditida; Rhabditidae
Gene: F26G1.1
Product: VPS35 endosomal protein sorting factor-like
Exons: 13
Coding region: 5-2830 (941 amino acids)
Biological process (GO): endocytic recycling
Cellular component (GO): endosome
Source: RefSeq, marked reviewed